AUGCACAACCACGCCCUCCUCGCAGUCUUUGCCGGCAUUUCCAGCCUAGCCCUAGCCCCGACCGCCGCCGCCGCCGCCGCCGCACCGCGAACGACCCACGGUGCCGCAGUCCGUGCGGUCGACAACCACGACCACGACCACAACCACGGGCGGAACAGUCUAGCCGCGCGCGCAAAAGACCUCCCCGAGCCAGAGGAGUUCGAGAUGGCCGACCUGCGCGGGAUAGACUGGUUCCCCGACGUGGCCGACGCGUCCGGGUCCGAGGAUAACAAUCAGGCGGCCUGGGACGUAUGCAUCGUGUGCGUGCAGCUGACGGGCGCCCUGAUGAAAGAAGGCCGCCACAGGAACGGCAAGACAGCCGUAGAGUUCUGCACAUCCCUCGAGCUAUGCGAUGCGGACCAAGCCGCGCGCUACGCAAGCACCUACGAAGACAGAUUCCCUUCGGACCAGCAGUGGGGGGACCGCAAGGACGGUGAGAACCUCCGGGACAGCGCCGAUGGCCGGAAGAUCAUGCUGCGGCCGUUUUCGGUGUUCAGGACGGGGGACUUGUUCUUGAAGUACUCGUCACGUUUCUUCAAGGGGGCUGAUUUCUAG
Messenger RNA from Anthostomella pinea, 594 nucleotides. Lineage: Eukaryota; Fungi; Ascomycota; Sordariomycetes; Xylariales; Xylariaceae. The record is from the annotation of a GenBank genome assembly.